Molecule: messenger RNA, 1677 nt
Organism: Boeremia exigua
Lineage: Eukaryota; Fungi; Ascomycota; Dothideomycetes; Pleosporales; Didymellaceae
Product: ATPase NPA3
Exons: 1
Coding region: 111-1463 (450 amino acids)
Molecular function (GO): GTPase activity
Source: RefSeq, a predicted model, not a curated record
CACUGCUCUGCUCCGACUACACCACGCUCUUUUGUACGACAAGAACAAAGCUCAUAGAGUUGUGAAGACUACCACACCGAUUCCACCCGUGUCUAUCAGACGCCACCGUCAUGGCCUCCGCCCAAGCCAGUACCGCCGCGAGCACCACCGCGAGCGCCGCGGCACCCAGCGCGAAUGCUCCAGUCGCCAUAGUAUGCGUCGGCAUGGCUGGCUCGGGAAAGACGACCUUCAUGCAGCGCCUUGUAUCGCACAUCUACACGCACCCCGAUCCAACAUCGAAAGAGCCAUCGGUGUCGAAGAUCGCACCAACCCCGCCGUACAUCAUCAACCUCGACCCAGCUGUCCACCACGUCCCCUUUACGCCCAACAUCGACAUUCGCGACAGUGUCAACUACAAAGAGGUCAUGAAGCAGUUCAACCUCGGGCCCAACGGCGGUAUCUUGACCAGUCUGAAUCUGUUCAGUACCAAGAUUGACCAAGUGAUUGGACUGCUCGAGAAGAGGACCAUGGUGCCAGAGCCAACCAAGGAGCCGGAGCAGACUACUGUAGAGUUCAUGACAAACAGUGGAAAGGAGAAGCAGCCAGCGCCGGUCCAGCAGCCGCAAAUCAAGCACAUCCUGGUCGACACACCCGGCCAGAUCGAGGUCUUUGUUUGGUCAGCCAGUGGAGAGAUUCUGCUGUCAAGUCUUGCGAGCACGUUUCCCACUGUCAUUGCAUAUGUAAUCGACACGCCGCGGACCACAAGCACCAGCACCUUCAUGUCCAACAUGCUGUACGCAUGCUCUAUCUUGUACAAGACUAAGCUGCCCAUGAUUCUGGUAUUCAACAAGACCGAUGCCCAGGACGCUGAAUUCGCGAAAGAGUGGAUGACGGACUUCGAGGCUUUCCAAGCAGCGCUGCGAAACGAGGAAGAGGGUGGCACUUUCGGCGGCGAUGGCAUCACAGGUGGAAGCGGCUACAUGAGUAGUUUGCUGAACAGCAUGUCCCUCGUCCUCGAUGAGUUCUACAAGCACUUGAGCGUCGUGGGAGUCAGCGCCAUGACUGGUGAUGGCAUGGACGAGUUCUUCAAGGGCGUCGAAGAGAAGAGGAUAGAGUUCGAGCGCGACUAUAAGCCAGAACUGGACCGUAGAAGGGCAGAGCGUGAACAGGAGAAGCAGAGCACUCGUCAGCGCGAACUCGACAAACUGAUGAAGGAUAUGAAGGUCGGUGGUGCGGGGACAAAGCCGAAGAAGGCACCGCGGAAGGAAGAGCCUGAGACAGUCAGUGAUGCGGAGGACAUAUCCGACGAUGACGAAGGCAACGCGGCGGCCGGCUUCGAUGACGAUUUCGAUUCAGAAGAAGACGCCAUGGAUCCUGACAGCAACCUCAAGCAGCGCUACUCCCAGGCCUUGAGGGACAGCGGCGGACCCUCAAACGAAGACAUGAGCUUCGCCAAGUAUGUGCAGACGGCUAAAUUUAGCUGAGCGACAAAUCGAUUCCAUGCAGCGAGGAACGGAGGAGAAAAACCUACUCAUACUCACCCGAGACAUUCACCCCUCGAUCCUCGAUGCUCCAGUUUUCCACUGCACCUCCAACAACCCUUGAUCUCGCUUCCCACCCCGGCCAACGUCGGAAGUCACUGCAUGUGUACGCAUCUCUGCCGCGGCGAGAACACUUGAAUUUCAAAGCACGCAUGCG